This is a messenger RNA of Perognathus longimembris pacificus (Pacific pocket mouse), 2608 nucleotides long. It is a transcript of the gene Zswim3, whose product is annotated as zinc finger SWIM-type containing 3. Lineage: Eukaryota; Metazoa; Chordata; Mammalia; Rodentia; Heteromyidae. Gene Ontology annotation, molecular function: zinc ion binding. The transcript is spliced from 2 exons. The coding region runs from base 109 to 2151 and encodes 680 amino acids. The record is from RefSeq and is a predicted model, not a curated record.
CCACGCCGCCUAUAAAUACUCAGCGUGACCUCCGACCCCUGGCGCGAGCUAGUGCGAGAGCUGGGGUCGGGCCGCGGCGCGGGCGGCGAGGCGCGGCGAGGGGCGGCCAUGGAGCUGGGCAGCUGCUUCAGGACCUACGAGGACUUCCAGCAGUGCUUCGAUGCUUACAAGAAGGAGAACAAGUGCUGCUUCGUCCUCAAGGACUGCUCCAGUGUGUGCUUCCACAACCUCUACCACGGCACCUCCAUCCGCGAGGACAUCCUAUACCUGCAGGUGAAAUUUGUCUGUAUUGGAGCACAGUCAAAGAGGAAGAGAACACAGGAGACAAACACAUGCCCAGCAUACUUACUCCUGCAGUACGACGAACAACUAGAUCAACUGUUUAUCAGUGAACUAAAUACUCAGCAUGUACAUGUUGAUUCCAAAGCUAGAGGUCCUGGAAGAGACCCCACGGACAAACCUGAGGAGCCACAAAGCCUGCCGGAGCUCCAGCCAGUGCACAAAGACCUUGGCCAAGCUGAGGAGUCCCCACUAGAAUUCUCAUUUUGCCUAGAGAGGGUACAAGAGCCCUGGAAUCCCGAAGAGGAGAGCUUCUCUCCUGACCUAGCCAACAUAGCACAGAUGAUGAAGAACUUUCUUAAAGUAGAUGAAGGCUCCAUGGCCUCCUUCAGCGUGGGCACCAGUCGAGACCUGGACCGGCUUAACUUCCAGAGCAGCCAGAUGAGUGACCUGUUCGCUCGCUUCCCAGAGCAUCUCUUGCUGCACAAGGUGGAGAACCCCCAGGGCCACAUCCUCUACGCUUUCUUGGUGGAGAACAAGGAGCGCGAGAGUCGAGUGGCUCAUUUCUCUGUGCUCAGUUCUGAGACCUCCAGCUCUGUGGCCAAGAUGUUGAACGUCUUCAAAGGAUUCAACUCCGAUUGGCCCAAGGUCAAGGUGGUAUUUGUGGACCCUUUAUUCUCUUACUGGGCCAUCCUGCAAGAGACCUUCCCCGCAGCCCGCGUCCUCCUUUCCGUCUACCACACAACCCGGCUCUUGGAAAAGAAGCUCCAGGAGAGCGCAGCAUGUGCAUACUUUAAAGGCCUCAUGAACAAAGCCCUCCGGGAGGCUGUGUUUGUUGCUUCGGAGGCCAGCCUGAAAGAUCUCUGUGCGAUGUCCGAGGCCCUGCUGGAUGAGGAUCUCUUCCGCUUCCUGCAGACCCACUGGUUUUCCUGCCAACUGCUGUGGUACACGCAUGCCAAGAAGGGCCUGCACACAUGUAACGCCUACAUGGCCAGCCUGGACUUUCUCACCAACAAGGUGUCAAGCCUCUUUCAGAAACAGCAAUCCUUGCUGGACUGUAUCUUUCAUUUUGUUCAUUACCUCGACUUCUUUAACACCAAAAGCUCCACCACUCUUUCCAAGUUAAAGAAAACCUGGCCUCCGAGCAUGCAGCCACCAAGGACCAAAAAGCCUGUGGGAAUCCCAGGAGCCAGCCCCGCCAGGCCCCCGGCGGAAGAGGCCAGGUCAGAAGCUCAGGCUUGCGAGCAGCCGCAGCCCCCGCCGCCGUCUCCCCGCGGCGCCAUGCUGGACGCCCUGCGCCAGAGCGGCUCUGAACUGGCGUACAAGCUGUGCCUCAACGAGUGGGAGGUGGUACAGAAUUCCACCCACCUAGUGGGGGUGGCAGGUCCCGCGGUGGCCGUGCAGCUGCUGGAGGACUCUCACCAGGUGAGCAAAGACGGCUGCAGCUGCAGCUGCUCCUUCCAACAGCGGUAUCACCUGCCGUGCCGGCACAUCCUGGCCCUCCUGCACAGCAGCCAGCAGCCGGUCAAGGAAGCCAUGGUGUGCUGCAGGUGGCAGAAAAAGUAUCAGUACCUCCUGGGGCCAAAUGGAGAGCUCAGGGAGCGCAGUGUGACCCCAACCACAGACCAGCCUGAACACCAAGGCCGGCAUGACAUCAUUCAGGACCUCAGCAGGGAGCUAGCCAACCUGCUGAUGCAGACAGAGGGACCAGAGCUGGAGGAGCGCUGCGUGACCCUGCGCAAGAUUGUGGACAGCUGGGCAGAUCGCUGUGAGCCGCCGGAGUUCAGUCAGCAUCCAGAAGACUUCCAGGAUGUGGGCCUCCUCCCUUUCCUCUGGGGAACUCAGGAGGAACCUCCCUCUUUGAAACCAUAGUUCUUGACUGAAACAUUUGCACUGGAUCCCAAACUCUUCUCCUUGGAGGUUUACAAGUUCAAGUUCAAAGGGAGCAGGUUAUACUGGGAGUCAGUGUGUUAGCCAGCGUCUUCCUGGGUUGGGCUAGUCAGAAUAUUAAAAUAGGGAGGAGGGGACCACAUUCCGUGAGUCUUUAAGCUCUGUCCCCUUCCAGCCCGACCUUGACAUUCCACAGGUGUCUCGUUUGUUGUUCAUGGCCAAAGUUACCUCCAGGCUGAAAGGUCACCCCUCUUCCUCAGCUCACCCUUGAGAUCACCCCUUUUGACCUUACAGGGAUGAACCCCUGAUCAAAAUGAAAAUGGUUAAAAGGCUUUGGGGGACAAAGAGAAGGGGAUGAUCAAAUGUUGCUGCUGUUUAUGAGGUAUCUGUUACUUUACCUUAUUUUAAUUUGUAUUAAAGUUGUUUUUUAAAAUAAAUC